AUGAAUCCCGGAGCUGGCUAUGAAAGCCGCACCGAUCUUCCAUUUGAAACCAUUCUCAGGCCAGACGCCCCAGCGGUACCCUACCGCCGCCGCAAAAACGAGCGAAAAUCAGUCAUUCACUGGGGUCAGCGUAAGCUUUUGCUAUGUGAGAUCGAGUUUCUCUUGCUCCAUGGCGACAAGGCGCCUCUCGUCGUCUACGCCGGUGCUGCACCUGGCCCACAUGUCAAGAUAUUGAUGGGCAUGUUUCCCAAACACAGUUUUGUGUGCGUGGACCCCGCGCCCUUUUCCAAGCAACUGGUCGAAAAUGAUCGACUCAUUUUGCGUCAGGAAAUGUUUACGGACGACGUGGCCCGCGAAUUCGCGGACCGAGAUGUCCUUUUUUUGUCAGACAUUCGUAGCGCCGACCCGGAUAUCAUGGACGAAAAGGAAGUUGACUCUCAAGUCGUGGCGGACCAAGAGGCGCAAAUGCGUUGGCAUCUUUUGAUGAAAGCCAAGGCUUCCUUGCUCAAAUUUCGACUCUCCUGGAAGGAGGGUAUUACCAACUAUCUCAAAGGUGAUAUAUACCUGCCAAUCUGGGGUCCCAUGACCACGACCGAAGCCCGCCUGCUGGUCGAGGGCACGGAGAUGCAGGGGUACGACAAUCAAAAGUAUGAGCAGCAAAUGUUCUUUUUCAACACGGUGGCGCGGGUGGCACGGUAUGAGCACGACGUCAAAGCCGUGGGCAUCGAUUUUUGCUACGACUGUCGCGCCGAGGUUGAGGUUCUUCGACGCUACAUCAAGCAGGAGCGUACGGCUGAUUUGAGUGCAGAGGAACUAGCAGAGCGCGUGGGUCGCUUGUCAGAGCGAAUUAGUCGGGAACUAGGCCAUCGUACGCUGGCCGACGGCAACUCAGAUCCAGGCGUGCGCAAACAAGGCAUUAUUCAACGUCAGUACAUUGCUGGCAAGCCGGCCUAUGCCAAACGCAAGCAACACGAGGCCCAGUACAGCAACACGGCCCAGCGCCUGAUGGCUGGCAUGGGCUAUAAACAGGGCAAGGGGUUGGGGCGUGAGGCCCAGGGUGCUGCCGAGCCCAUUCUCGAAUCCUCACAGAUUGGCCGUCGCGGUUUGGGCUUUAGCCUGGCUGGACAUCGCUUCGAUGCCGAGAAGGAGGGUGCUGUUAAUCAUGACCAAAAUCUGGACGAAAGCGGUGAAAAACCUGCCAAGACGGCCAAGCCCAUGGCCUUCGAGUUGGCUGGACAAACGCUCUCGACCGUGGGCCAAGUGGCUUCAGACCUGAGCACCGGUGAGCCGCCGGCACAACGGACCAAGAUCCAGAACGAGCACGAGACAGAGGCCUCGGAGCAAGGUGCUUCGGGUGACGACGCGAAGCCAUUGUCUCCAAGUCACAGUCAAGCUGAGACAGCGAAGAAGGAAGACGGCGAGAUUUAG
Messenger RNA from Monosiga brevicollis MX1, 1428 nucleotides. RefSeq lists its product as uncharacterized. Gene Ontology annotation, cellular component: nucleus. The coding region runs from base 1 to 1428 and encodes 475 amino acids. Gene Ontology annotation, biological process: 7-methylguanosine mRNA capping; mRNA splicing, via spliceosome. NCBI's taxonomy places the organism in Eukaryota, Choanoflagellata, Craspedida, Salpingoecidae. The transcript is spliced from 10 exons. The record is from RefSeq and is a predicted model, not a curated record. Gene Ontology annotation, molecular function: methyltransferase cap1 activity; RNA binding.